UUUGCAGUCUGAUAUGACGGAUGGAAGUUUCGUUCGUUCGUUGUAUCGAUUUUUUGAGUGAAGUGAGCCAGUGUUCGUGUCCUUUAGUUUAGUGACGUUUGAUAGAAAAAAUCCGUGAAUGGGAUUGUGUAACAAGAUAUAGCAUUAAUUGGUGUGUGAUUUCCCUAAAAGGAUGACGAAGGACAGGUUAGCGGCGCUCCAAGCGGCGCAAAGCGACGAUGACGAUGUCGGCCCCGACGACGUCAACGUCCCUGUCGAGGGCGGCUACAUGGACGAGUUCUUCAGUGAGGUGGAAGAGAUACGAGAGAUGAUAGAUAAGAUUCAGGCGAACGUCGAGGAGGUGAAGAAAAAGCACAGUGCCAUAUUGUCAGCGCCCCAGUCAGAUGAAAAAACAAAGCACGAGUUAGAAGAUCUCAUGGCCGACAUCAAGAAAACUGCCAACAAAGUCAGAGGGAAAUUAAAACACAUAGAACAGAACAUCGAACAGGAGGAGCACUCGAACAAAUCGUCGGCGGACCUAAGGAUAAGGAAGACCCAGCACUCCACCCUCUCGCGCAAGUUCGUCGAGGUCAUGACGGAGUACAAUCGCACCCAGACGGACUACAGGGACAGGUGCAAAAACAGAAUACUCCGUCAGCUCGAGAUCACGGGCCGCGCGACCACCGACGAUGAGUUGGAGGCGAUGUUGGAACAGGAUAACCCGGCUGUUUUCACUCAAGGUAUAAUAAUGGAGACGCAGCAGGCCAAGCAGACGCUCGCGGACAUCGAGGCGCGGCACGCGGACAUCAUCAAGUUGGAGACCUCCAUCCGCGAGCUGCACGACAUGUUCAUGGACAUGGCGAUGCUCGUCGAGAGUCAGGGUGAAAUGAUCGACCGCAUUGAGUAUCAUGUAGAGCACGCUGUUGACUAUGUGCAAACUGCCACACAAGAUACAAAGAAGGCCCUAAAAUAUCAGAGCAAAGCUCGGCGGAAAAAAAUCUUCCUCAUAAUAUGCCUGUCGGUAACGCUGGUUAUAUUAAUAAUAGUGCUAGCGGUCGUGUUGAGUUAGACAGCGCUUGGCGUCGAGCAAGAUGGACCUAGUGAAGAUAUUUUAGCUAUAGCUUAUGCUACAGUCACAACUUUUAUUUAGUCGCUUUAGGGUUAUGACUUGCAUGGUACACGACAGACUUAAGACAGAUAUGUAACAUAGUACAGCUAUACAAAUCUUAUGGAGGUGCACGCACAAAAAUAUUUUGUAUAGCAAAAAUAAGUUUUCUUCCAUGUUAUAUAAAUAAAUAAAUAAAUCUGUCUAAACACUGUCGUGUCUUGAGUGAGCGCUCUAAAGCGUCAAGAAAUAUUGUUUUGUUUCUAACAUGAUGUGACUGUACCCACGCGUUUUUAAACAGCAGUGUAUAAUUGUGUUCCAGCAAAAUGAUUCAAAAUAUUAUGCUAGUCGUCUCUUGAAUAUUUUAACUCGCAGCUGCUUAAAGAAGCGUGUUAUAAUUUCGAGCUCCACCUAGACAAAUGCUUUACUCAAAUAGGGGUUAUGAAGACAACCGUGCCCAUUUUGUAAAGAUCUAAUAUUUUUUUGUUCAUAAUGGUGAUUAAGGCAUUUCUUUAUGGUGCGAGUCGACCCGAAUGUAAAAUAUUGUCAAUGUUCGUAGUUAUUGUUCAAUUGAAUAACUGGAUAUAAUUGCAUUAUGUAAGUCAAUGUCGAAGAAACGAUUAUUUUUGUAUUGUACCAUCGAAUAAAUUGAUUCUGGCAGUUGAUGGACCUACGUAAUUUUGUCGAAUUAUGUUAAUUCA
Aricia agestis (brown argus) is the source of this 1785-nucleotide messenger RNA. RefSeq names its product syntaxin-1A (gene Syx1A). Gene Ontology annotation, cellular component: presynaptic active zone membrane; synaptic vesicle; endomembrane system. The record is from RefSeq and is a predicted model, not a curated record. Gene Ontology annotation, molecular function: SNARE binding; SNAP receptor activity. The coding region runs from base 173 to 1048 and encodes 291 amino acids. NCBI's taxonomy places the organism in Eukaryota, Metazoa, Arthropoda, Insecta, Lepidoptera, Lycaenidae. Gene Ontology annotation, biological process: synaptic vesicle fusion to presynaptic active zone membrane; exocytosis; intracellular protein transport. The transcript is spliced from 8 exons.